UACAGCAGCGGUAAUGGGUGCAACCGGUUGGCGUUACAGCAGCGGUGACAGGAGCGACUACUUAGAGUUACAGCACUGAUAAGUACGAUGGCUGAAUUUACAACAGCUACAGCAGUAACGCGAAUGCGCAGUUAUCGUCAGCAAUGUAUAAAGUGAUUGAAUGCACUUCGCCACUUUUGAGUCAGGGCGGGCGUCAAGCGUCACAGGCGCGAGAAAAAAUAUAUAUAUACCUACAUAUAUGUACACAGUACACGUCAGAGUGUUUUGAUUAUGAUUUUCAGGAUUUUCAUAAUUAAGUAAGUUUGGUAUCAUGCCGUUUUGAGACAGGGCGAGUGCUUGGGUGGCGCCGACCACAACGCCACCGUGUAGCAUAUUGCCCGCGCGGACAUCCCCUUGUAUCACUUGUGCUUGUACGCAGUUACAUGGUCUUCACCUGUUUGUUGUGUUUUCGUUGCUAUUUGUGUAUAUAGUUUGUGGUUACGGUAUCGUGAUGAAAUGGCGACAGGUUCCGAACGUAUGACUUAAACUUAGGCCGUCAUAGGGGGACGGGCAGGGACCUGCCAUUACCAGAGCUCUACCAAAUGACUCCGAAUCGUCUAACCAGGCAAAUUAGUAGUUUUAGCUGUGUUAACAGGUAUGUUAACAGCUGAUGAAGCUAGAACUCUAUCACGUGAUGUUGCACAAAGCCGUAUGGGGCAAGCGCGCUUCAGGUGUUCCAACUUUUUUUUUAGUUCAGUGUUAUAAGCAGCUGUGGCUAUGGGCGGCUGACAGAUGUGGACGGAUGCAGACAGGACAGUAGCAAGGAGUGGGGGAGUCAGGUGUUUCAAGGCUUUGCAUUUUUUUGGGCAGAGCAGUUACUUAGAGCAUUGACAGCUCCGAUGGCUGAAGUUACCACGGUUACAACAGUAACACAAAUGAAGGGUUGAUGUUACAAUUGUGGUCACUUCAGUCGCAACUGAACAAGGCAGUCGCCAUACUUUAUGCCGCUUUGGAGCCAAUUAGGGUUUACUGCCUGAUAAUCCUCCUAGCUAGCCUUUGUGGCAACAAGCAAAAUGCACACCAUACUUUCCACACACACACAGUAUAGAAGAGGUGCCCUUUUUUUCACACUCUUAUGGCAUGUAGUGAUUAGUACGUGUGACUUAUGUACUGAGGACCCAUUCUACAUGAAAUAAACUUCAGAGACAGAAUGGGCAAUGCAUUUACUCUUCAAGCCUACCAGGGAAGACAUUGGCAAAGCCUGCCCACCAAUGUAGGGAACAAUUUUAUUGCACUGACAUCUUAUUGCACAAUCACAUAUCAACAUGCAGCAGAAACAGAUGAACACAAUUUAUUUCCUGCAGCAUGUUUCGCAAAACCAUGGCGCUUCAGCAGAGAGUCUUGCUCUGGAUACUCGUGCGCAAACUACAUCAAACCAAUGUAAGCAGGAGUCACAUGAAAUGGAAUCUGCAUCUAAGGUUUCUCUGCACAAGUUGCAUUUCCACACCAUGUUGGUCUUCUUGGUGCUUAUAAGAUUGCACACUGCUGCCCAACCGUCAGCUGUAAAGUAUCCGGAAAUCACAUUCAGAUCAACAGCCUCGUCAAGGGCAGCUUCCGAGACUCGGCUUGGGAAUACUUCAACAUCAUCUUCCUCUGCAAGGAUGGGAAAUGGGAGAUGUGAAUGCUAUCUCCUGAGAGCCAGAACAAUUUGGCAACAAAUUAUACAGUCAUGCUCACCUAUUAAGGUAUUUCUCAACAGUACAUCCUCUGCUUUAGACUUUGAGACAAACCACUCGAGCAUCUUGAGUUGCCGUGUUCUUAAUGGUAGCUCAAAAAACUUGACUAGGCCAGGCUUCUUGGUCCUUGCAUGGUGGCCUCUCGAACUCAUUUCGUAGCCUUCAAUACUCUCUGCACUUGUAGAUUGCUCCUGUGGCACACCAUGCAAUACAGGAGUCGGAGCUUUGCUGCCAAGGCGACGGCGUUUUGCUGGUACCCCAAUGACUGUUUUCGAGGCUCCUUUUGGUCGGCCGCGAACUCUUAUCCGUGAUGGCAUUUUUAUUGCAUUAAGUGUGUCAGCAGAAGCUGUCACGCUUGGGAGCUCACAAAGCACGUCUGUGGCUGCAACCUCCAUCGGCCUAGUGGGAGAUAAAUUCAUUAAGCACUAUUCACGUCAAAUUGCAAGCACAACUCAUAGGAACAGGGGUUUACCUUGCAAUUUCUGCAUGAAGUAGUGGUGUGAGGGAGGAGGCAGAAGCUGCUGGUGCUGCUUGGAGCUCGCAGGGCCUAGUGGGAGAAAGAUUCAUUAAGCACUAUUCACGUCAAAUUGCAAGCACAACUCAUAGGAACAGGGGUUUACCUUGCAAUUUCUGCAUGAAGUAGUGGUGUGAGGGAGGAGGCAGAAGCUGCUGGUGCUGCUUGGAGCUCGCAGGGCCUAGUGGGAGAAAGAUUCAUUAAGCACUAUUCACGUCAAAUUGCAAGCACAACUCAUAGGAACAGGGGUUUACCUUGCAAUUUCUGCAUGAAGUAGUGGUGUGAGGGAGGAGGCAGAAGCUGCUGGUGCUGCUUGGAGCUCGCAGGGCCUAGUGGGAGAAAGAUUCAUUAAGCACUAUUCACGUCAAAUUGCAAGCACAACUCAUAGGAACAGAGGUUUACCUUGCAAUUUCUGCAUGAAGGAACGGUGUCAGGGAGGAGGCAGUUGCUUGAGGAGGGGAGGCGGUUGCUGUAGAGAGUGGUUCUUCUGUAACAAUGCUGCAUGGCCUGAAGUAGAAAGCAAAGCAUGUUGUAGCAAUUACCUAUGCAACAGCCUAUAACGUACACUUUUAGCACGGAUGAGGAAUGAUGUAGUAGAAGGCAUAUUGCUGAUACACUAGAAGGCAUGUUGCUGAUAAAGACUGCAGCGUGCACGUAUAUUUGAAGUUGAGUAGGAUGCUAAAUGUCCUCCAUGGCACACACCAUUUAGACAUGCUGGGUACUUCCAUGAGGGUGAGAUACCUGUGUGAUGCUUCUGGUAUACGUUCAUCCACAUUCUCUGGCUGAACUGGUAGACUCACUGUGUGUCCUCUUUCCCAUGCAUUAAUUAUGGACACAAGCAAGGAAAGACGAUCCAGGAAAUUCUGCCCAGUUUCUUCGGAGGCCAGUUCAGCAAGGCGCUUGCAGUAUGGAAAAGUCCUGCGAUACUUUUCGUGCUGUGCCAUUGGUCGUUUCCUUGACACAAUUUCCGAGCAUGUGACUGCUGGGAUUCCUGUUUCUUCAGUUUGGGUCGAUGCCUGACCAGGUUGCCUAAACUCUUCGUUGUAGUACUGUCGGGUCCACCUCUUGUCCACGAUGUGUUCGGAAAAUGGGUUCAUGGUCUGUUCACGCCGCACCGCAAAAAUGUGACGACAGGGAAGGUGCAUAGAGAGGAACUCUGUGCACUGGCAUUCCUCACAUGUGACAGUGAGAGUUGAACCUGCACUACUUCUGUAGAUGUAUGUAGUACCAUCAACUGCUUCUGGUAGUCGCACAAGCUUGGAGAGUUCGUACUGCUUCUGCACAUGUCGAAACGCGUAGGGCGUCAGCCUGCUAUAGUAUAGCUGAAGAGGGGCAUCCCAAUCAGCGAAGUCAGUUGGAGUCUUCGAGAGUGCAUAGUAGUAGCUAUGCCUGUGCUCUUCUCUCAGCACGCCCAGCAAAUUGAAGAGCUGAAUGAAGAAGUCCUUUAAGGAGUUCUUGGUCCCCAUUAUAUUUUUCAGCUGCCCAUUAAAUCGUUCGAGCCUGUUGUUUGUGGUAUUGCUAAAUGAUCCUUCCAUGAACUGGGGUCCCGUAUACCACUCAUACUUAGUUGUCUUCCAGUUCUUCUCGUAGUAUUGGAUCACGUUAGGUGGUGCAAGUUCAUACAGCUUUCCUUCAAGUUCAUCGAACUUCUCUUCGGCUCUUGCCAUAACCAUACCCUGCAACACCUGCAAAAUCUUCUCUCUUAAAUUACUGGAAAUAUUCAUCUUUUGUGUAGUGAUCUCCCGGUUGAAGGUCCGCAGCGUAUGGUAAGCGCACACUAGGAUGUUAGCCUCAGGGAAGUGCUCUUUAAGUAGCUGACGCUCCAACAAGUCUUUAUCGGCCAUAACACAACCAAUUUGUGAUGCAGCUGGGUGGAGUUCCUUGAACUUGGACAGCAGCCAGUCUAGCGUCUCAGCAUCUUCGUGCACGACCAGGGCGAUGCAUACUGUCUCUGUACUUCCAUUCCCAUCAACGUUGUGGAUUACGAAUACAGGCGUCCGAAUGUCAAGAAGCUUGUAAGUUCCAUCAAUUCCAAUGUACUCUGGGUAGCGGCGCAUUGAUUGCUUCAUUUCUUGAGUACAGAUCAGCAGCCCUCGGAACUCUCCACUGCUUGUUAAGACAUGGCAGUCAGACCCUUAGAAGAGAGCAGAUUAUGAGAUGUGGAACAAUGAGGCAAAAAGGCACAUGUGAAUAAGCACCACUUUGUGAUUUAGUAUACGCACUGUAUGUGGAUUGAAGGUAGUCCACAGUCGUCUUCAGGUCGUGUCUCUUUGGGUCCUUGUUCAUUGUCACUAUAUUGGAUAAAUCCUUUGAAAGUACUAUCUGGCCUGUCUGCUCUUGAAGGGCCCGUGCAACACGCUUCUUGUUGCAGCCCAGCUGAAGGAGCCUUUUGGUGUCCUUUUGCGCCUCGAUGGUGAGCUUUCGAUUGUGGGGGAGGUGCAAAAACAUCUCCUGAAACAGUGUUGAAAAUGAACAUAUUUAUGUGCGCACUUUAGAGUCACAAUCUUCGAUCUUCACCUCUGACAUAUCGUGUUUGCUAUGCUCAUCUGCCAUGUCCACAACCUCUAUAGACUCUCCGUCAGUCGACACGCGACAGUCAAUCCGGAACGGGCAGUCCUUGACAUAUGUGCUGAAAUUAGAAAAAAUAAACCACACACAAGCCUUCAAACAUGUUCAUUGAAUGCAGAAUCGAGGCAAGCGUGACCAUACCUUGUCUUCCGAACUCCCUUUCCACGGUUUUUGUGCGUCCUGCCACCGUGUAUGCAGCAGUACUUUAUUUCGUACACGGAGAUGUUUUCGUUGACAUGACGCUUGAGACCUUUCGUCCUACGGGCCGUCACAACUGACACGGAGCUCCGCGUAUACAGCUGGGUAAACGAUUCCUUGCAAUAGGACUUAAUACGUUCUUCCAGCUCCUCAAACGUUCGGAACCUGUCGCCAAGUUUCAUCACGACACCUUAACCACAAACCACACAAAAAGCAACAAAAACACAAUAAACAGGUGAAGAGCACGUGGUAACUGUGUAGUGCGUACACGGGAGGACCGUGGCGGUGGUGGUGGGUGGUGGCACCUGUCGGCGCUGUAGUCAGCGCCGCCUAUGGCGCCGGCCGAACGCCCGCCUUGUCUCAAAAAAGCACAUGAUUCGAAGACACCGAACGAACUUACUUACAUUAUCAAAAUCGUGAUCAAGACUUUCUUUUUCCUUUCACGCCUGUAACGCUUGACGUCUUCCCUGACUCAAAAGUGACGAAGUGCAUUCACUCAGCUUUAUAUUUACUCUCGGCCUAACUACUCAUCGGCCAUCGGAUUUAUCGGUGCCAUAACUUGACUACCGCUGCUGUAACGCCAAGCGGCCGUUCCAGUUCCAGUUACCGCUGCUGUAGCCCUAACCGGCUGUUGCCGUUACCGCUGCUGUAACGCCAACCGGUGGCACCCGUUACCGCUGCUGUAACCCUAACUGGCUGUUGCCGUUACCGCUGCUGUAACUCCAACCGGUGGCUCCCGUUACCGCUGCUGUAACGCUAGCCACAACGAAAUGUUAAAUGUAACUGCGUAACUUUCCCAAAAUGCGAAGGGAUACAGUAGAUGUUACGAUCGUCGUGCCUCUUCACAACGGAGAACCAUGGAUAGACGAGUGCUUGUCGUCUGUAAUUGCACAAGAUUUCCAAGGAUCGUUAGAGUUGUCAAUUUACAACGAUUCAAGCACCGACAGAUCACUUGAACUUGUAGAGAAAUGGAGAACAUCGCUGGAGCAAAGAAAGAUCGUAUUGACACUUUCGUCCGGGGAUGCCUGUACCGGCCCCAAAGGAGUUGGAGCAGCCAAGAAUAGGGCUGUUCACCAGAGCUGUGGAAGAUACCUCUGUUUUCUAGACAUAGAUGACAUAAUGGGUCCCGAACGCAUUAGCAGCCAGUACACUACAGCGAUUCGUAGCCCUUCGAACACGAUCGUAGGCAGCAAGUUUAAUCGAAUCCCCGAGGGGUCUACAGAAAGGUAUACGGUGUGGGCGAACAAUCUGGAACAAGACAAACUUGAUGUUCAAAUUUUUACGUCCCACGGUCCAACUAUCAUCAUGCCCACGUGGUUUUGCGAUCGAGCCGUCUUCGAAGCUGUUGGCGGGUUUGACGAGCGUGGAAAAGGUAUUCCAGAAGAUCUAAUCUUCUUUUACAAACACCUGGACCUUGGAGGAAAACUUUUGCGAGUCGAUCGGGUUCUCCUGACCUACCGCUACCAUCAACAAGCUGCAACAUUUUCUGUGUUAGAGUCGACGAUAUGGGACGUUCGACUCGACAGGAUGCAAAGAGAUUUUCUGUCACGGUGGACGACGUUUACCAUUUGGAAUGCUGGGAAACAAGGAAGGAGGUUUUAUCGCGCUCUUUGCAAGGAAAGCCGUAAAAAGGUGGUGGCAUUCUGCGACGUCGAUGAAAAGAAGAUCGCUAAAAAGGUGUACAUCCACGAAGAGUCAGAGGAAGUCCCAAGGCCUAGAGUGCCCAUCAUACAUUUUUUGCAAGCAACGGCACCACUAGUGAUCUGCAUGAAACUGGACCUGACAGGUGGAGGAUUUGAAAGGAACCUGUCUCUCAUGAACUUGGAAGAAGGCAAAGAUUAUAUACUGUUUUCAUGAUGGUGUAGCAAUGAAAUAAAACAUUUUUACGUAAAAGUAACUGCA
Molecule: messenger RNA, 6897 nt
Organism: Ornithodoros turicata
Lineage: Eukaryota; Metazoa; Arthropoda; Arachnida; Ixodida; Argasidae
Product: queuosine-tRNA galactosyltransferase-like
Exons: 12
Coding region: 5797-6852 (351 amino acids)
Source: RefSeq, a predicted model, not a curated record